This is a messenger RNA of Chaetomium strumarium, 2027 nucleotides long. Its product is annotated as glycoside hydrolase family 43 protein. The transcript has 3 exons. Lineage: Eukaryota; Fungi; Ascomycota; Sordariomycetes; Sordariales; Chaetomiaceae. Bases 265 to 1740 code for a protein of 491 amino acids. Gene Ontology annotation, biological process: carbohydrate metabolic process. Gene Ontology annotation, molecular function: hydrolase activity, hydrolyzing O-glycosyl compounds. The record is from RefSeq and is a predicted model, not a curated record.
GCCGGUUCGAGAUACACCGAGACGCCGAAGCGCUUGGCAGAGCUCGGGAUAUGGCCCGCCGCGCACAGCGACGGUGGUAACAAGCCAAGAGAUCAGCUGGCCUGCCCAUUGGCGGCAUAGUUUUGGUCCGGCUAUUGCCAGGCCAGGAAGCGGUUAUGGUAAUGUACGGUGUGCCGUCAUAUAUGGUCGACGCGAGAUGUCUUCGACCGUAUCUCUUUCCACGAUCAAAUCACCUAUUGCACACUCGCGUGGGAUACGGGAAUCAUGCGCGGACUGAGGCUUCUCGCAACCCUGCUGCUGGCUGCUCUGUCGGAGACGAGAUACAUCGUGCCCGGAGGAAGAUGGUAUGACACGGAAGGCAAUCUGAUCAGCGCACACGCCGGUGGCAUCGUCACCGACAAGAGCACGGGCAAGUUCUGGUGGUUCGGCGAGUACAAGACGGAGAGCCAUCCGGAGGGCGGAGGCGUCUCGGUUUACAGCUCGAGUGAUCUUGCCACCUGGCAGUACCACGGGCUUGCUCUUGCACCGAUCGAAGGGCACGAGAUCAUCUCGCCGAAGCACAUCAUCCAGCGGCCCAAGGUGGUGUACAGCAAAGUCAGCAAUGAGUAUCACAUGUGGUGGCACGCGGACAACUCCUCCUACGGCCUGCUCCUGCAAGGCUUCGCGCGAUCGCCCAACAUCUCGGGGCCAUACGAGUUCGUGAGCGCCACGGCCCCGCUCGGCAACUGGUCGCAGGACUUCGGGCUGUUCACCGACCGCAAGACCGGCCAAUCUUACGCGCUGUACUCCAACGGCGACAGGCGCGAGGGCCGCGACGUGUACAUCACGUCCUACAACGACGACAUCUCGGCGCUCGACCGCGUCGUCUACCGCUUCCCCAAGUUCGACCUCGAGGCGCCGACCAUCGUGCAGACAGACCGCAGCUACUACGCGCUGAUGAGCCACAAGACGGGCUACCGCCCCAACAACGUGGUCGCCUUCCGCGCCGACAGCCUCGCGGGGCCCUGGUCGCAGCCGUUCAUGGUCGCGCCGCUCAACACGCGCACCUUCAACUCCCAGUCCGGGUUUGCGCUGCGCAUCGAGGGCACCAGGCGCACAACCUACCUCUACCUCGGCGACCAGUGGGACUCCAACUCGAUCUGGGAGAGCCGGUACAUCUGGCUGCCGAUGACCAUCGACGACGGCCAGGGCACGCUACGACUCGAAUGGCACGACGUGUACGACCUGGACGUCACAACGGGGGAGUGGGCCCCCGUGCGCGGGACGACGUACUACGCCGCCUCGAAAGGUACGCGCACCAGCGGCGGUGCCUUCAAGCAGGAGGCCAACUUCGCCAGCUACGGCACGAUCGCCGCGGGCAUCUACGGCAACGACAGCACGGUUACCUUCGAGGGCGUUCCGGGUGCCGGCGCGCCGCAGUGGGUGUCGUUCUACUACCAGAAUACCGACGACAUGGGCUUCGGCGACCAGCCAGGCGGCACGCCCGACCGCAUUGGCGGGUCGUGGCAGCUGCGCCGGAUCGCGAGUGUUGUGGUCAAUGGGGACGUGGAGAACGUGCACACGCUGUACCAGAGGGAUACGCACAAGGGGGUGAUAAUGUCGACGCCGCUGCUUCUGAAGCUUGGGAAGGGGCGGAAUAAUACGAUUACGGUGGGGGGAUUGUCGAAUGGGUUUGAUGUCAAGGGGGCGGACCUGGAUCGGAUUGUGGUUUAUCCUCCGGAGGGGAAAGCGCGGUCAUGAACCUGGGAAUUACCAAAGUUCGGUUUGAUUCAUGGUGGAGGUGAGAUGUUCUGGGGGCUCAGGGCUGCUUAUGCCAGGGGUGAGGAGGGUGCAGCGGUCUUACAUCCAGCCUAUGCGAGCAACGCCCUCCGCCCCGUGACUUCGUGGGAAUGGACAUCGAGGUUACACACAACAACCGACCUGAAUCCUAACAGUCCAGGGCCCACGAAGCGAUCACACUCCAGCUCCCACCCCAAGCCUGCUCGGAUCAAGACCCCGAGUCUGAACCAGUCGCGCGGAAAAGCUAG